Molecule: messenger RNA, 1284 nt
Organism: Acanthamoeba castellanii str. Neff
Lineage: Eukaryota; Discosea; Longamoebia; Acanthamoebidae
Exons: 3
Coding region: 1-1284 (427 amino acids)
Source: RefSeq, a predicted model, not a curated record
AUGAAGCGCACAGCUGCCCUCAUAGUGCAAGUGUGGUACCGCAGGCUGGACUCAGGCUUGGGCAUUCCGAGAGUGAAUCCGCUGGGGCAGAAGGUAGUCACCUUCAUCGCGGAUAGGGUGGUGGACGAAGCGUCGGUAUUGGUGGCUUUGGACGUGGACGAUGGAACGCUGCUGUGGAACUCCACUGGUAUUCGGUCCAACACCUUUACCGCCCCCUUCGUGCGAGUCGGCCAGUUGGAGAACGGGCUGCUCGUGGCUGACUUUGUAGAGGACAGCUCGGCUUCCAAUACAACUUGGGAAGGUUUCGUCGUCCUCGUCACCAAGGCACUGAGGCCAUCGAACAGUCGGAAGCAGUGGUCCGGGACGCAGCAGCUGUCCCGCUGGAACCAGCUCUACGUGGUGAGAUGGGGCGACCAGAACUCCCUGCUGAGACUCCAAGCUGCCAUCUACUCGCCCUACAGUCCAGCGGCGACCUACAAUUGGACCUCUCCACUCUUCGGGGACCGUGAUCCUGGCCUCUACGCUGCGCAGCGACGAGGUAUCCUCUUGCACGCGACAUAUGAGCCCAACUCAGUCAGGCGCCUCGAGCCGUCCACGCUCAAGCCCAUGUGGGGGAUACCAGAAGUAGGCAGCUACGACCAGGUCUACAUCUCCACCUUCAUCGAGGACAUCUUCCUGGUGGUGAGCACUGCCCCCAGCGCUCCGUUCAUCAAUGUCGUGACGGCUUUCUCGCUCGAGUUCGGCACCGCCCUGUGGAAAUGGACCACCACGUCUCAGGUGGCCUCAGCCUUCAUCUACUCCGGCACCGCGGUUGACAGGAAGACCGGCAACCAGCGCCUGUGCGGAAGACUGGUCCAGCUAGCGUCGAAGACUCCCGAAGAACGCCUUCUGUGCAUCGAGCCCUGGAGCGCCCGCGUCACGCUCAACGUCACCCUCAGGUGUUCCAGCGACCUUGCUUAUCCUAAGGCCGAGUUCAUGGUGCGUUCAUCCCGCAAGUACCCAUCCGUUAUCUUACGCCUGCACAACACCCAGGCCAUCUAUGACACUUGGGCGCUGGUCAAGGACACAGCGUCAGGCAAUCUGUUAGCCCUCAGCUGCUUCAACCCCACCGAAGCGAGCCUGGCAACACCCUCGUGGGUCUUCCCGAACCAGCGAGACCUCUCCUCGGUGACGGUGAGCGAGGACGGCUUGUCCUAUCUGAUCGCCUCUUACAAGCCCUACGUCAACAACGCCUUCCGGUCGGCCAUCGCCAGAUGGGAUCGCAACGCGACUCUUGGCCUGUAG